Linum tenue is the source of this 4699-nucleotide messenger RNA. The record is from the annotation of a GenBank genome assembly. NCBI's taxonomy places the organism in Eukaryota, Viridiplantae, Streptophyta, Magnoliopsida, Malpighiales, Linaceae.
AUUUCCUUCCAUCCGUCUCCGGCCCGCCUCUCCGCUCCGUUUUCCCUCCCUUCUCCUCCUGUAUACACCGUACGACUACGCCUUUUCUCUCUCGUUUUCCUCUCCUUUCUCUCCCCCCAUAAAUCCCGAGAAACAAACAGACAAACCAAAUACAUCCAUAUACGAGGGCAAGCUAGCUCCUCCCGCUCCACGAUAUCUGUUGGAAUCUGCCUGCCCGUUUCCUUCGAUCAAACCCAACUUCAACAAUCUAACGGAAUCCGAGCACAAUACUACUGUUUAAUUAGGUCUAGCUUCUCUCUCUCUCUCCCGUCCUGCCGAACUCUUCUCCUCUCUCUUUCUGAUUCAGGCUGGGUCGAUAAUAGUAGAAUGAGCCGCCCAACUACACGCAGCAAAAAUAAAAGGCAUAGGCCUAGUGAUGAUGUUAAUGUCACUUCUCAGAUAUUGAGGAAAAUUCAUGCUACCGGGGAAGUGGCCGCUGAGGAUGUAAAUCAGCUCUAUAUGAUCUCGAAGCCUGUUUGCCAAGGCUGCAGGGUGAACACCAAGGAUAAUCCCAACUGUUUUUGUGGGUUGAUUCCAACUCAAAAUGGAAGCCGGAAGUCUGGGUUGUGGCAGAAGACGACAGAUAUUGUUCAAGCACUAGGACCAGAUCCAUCGACUGAUCUCCGUAUUGAUGACUCUCCUGCUGGACUCACAAACUUGGGAGCAACAUGCUACGCCAACAGCAUACUUCAAUGUCUUUAUAUGAAUACUGCUUUUAGAGAAGGCCUUUUCUCGGUGGAACCAGAGGUCUUGAAACAACAACCUGUACUGGAUCAGCUUGCUCGGCUUUUUGCACUUUUGCAUGCCAGUAAAAUGGCUUUCAUUGAUUCUGCUCCAUUUGUAAAGACACUGGAGUUGGAUAAUGGAGUGCAGCAGGAUAGCCACGAGUUCCUUACCUUACUUCUUUCCUUGCUUGAGCGUUGUCUGAGCCAUUCUAGUGUCUACAAGGCAAAAUCAGUCGUACAGGAUCUUUUCCGUGGAAGCGUGUCUCAUGUAACAAAAUGCUCAAAAUGUGGUCAAGAUUCUGAAGCUUCUUCCAAAAUGGAAGAUUUCUAUGAGCUCGAGUUGAAUGUGAAAGGCAUGAAAAGCUUGGAUGAGAGUUUGGAUGAUUACCUCAGUGUGGAGCAGCUUGAUGGUGACAACCAAUAUUACUGUGAUUCAUGUAAAACAAGAGUGGAUGCUACACGUAGCAUCAAGCUGAGAACACUACCUGUUGUCUUGAACUUUCAGCUUAAGCGCUGUAUCUUCCUUCCAAAGACUACUACAAAGAAGAAAAUCACAUCUGCAUUUUGUUUUCCUGAAGAACUUGAUAUGGGACGGAGGCUUUCUGAGGCUUCUCAACAGGAUUGGAUUUAUGACUUAUCGGCUGUGUUGAUCCACAAAGGGGCUGCUGUGAACAGUGGUCAUUACAUUGCUCAUAUUAAGGAUGCAAAUACUGGGCAGUGGUGGGAGUUCGAUGAUGAACAUGUCUCUAAUUUGGGUCAUCACCCCUUUGGAGAAAGCUCUUCAAGCUCCACUGCUAAAAUCCCCCGGACUGAUGUAUUGCCUCAUAAAGCUAGUGAAGGAGGAUCUGAUCCGAUUCAAAAUGGAAAUCACUCUGACGUUCAUUUGCCCCGAGCUUCAGAAUCUAAUUCUACAAGUGGUGUUGAGACAUUUUCAUCAAGUGAUGCAUAUAUGCUGAUGUAUAAUCUUAGGUCCGCUCGUAGUCAUGGUGAUAAAACACGUGCAGUCAGAGUUGCCAGUAGUAUGGAGUUAGAUGGUCAAGGGAACUCUUCACACGAUGAGUUCUUUUUGCCAUCUCAUCUUUGUGAAGGUAUCAAGGAGCAAAAUGCAUCAUAUCUGGAUGCUUGCCGGAGGUAUAAAGAAAGAAAGGAUACUGAGAUGCUUCAUGUUACUGAACGGCGACAGGAAGUGAGAUCAAUUCUUUCGGAAGCUCCUGUUCAGACAUCUGGACAACCUUUUUGUUGGAUUUCUACUGACUGGCUUCGCCGGUGGGCUGAUGACUUCACUGCACCUGUCUUGGAUAACACAUCCAUCCAAUGCUCACAUGGAAAGGUCCCUGUUUCAAAGGCCGGCUCAAUGAAACGGCUGUCAGCUGAAGCUUGGACCAAGUUGUUAUCCAAGUAUGGUGGUGGCCCAACACUUACAAAUGAGGACUACUGCACUGCAUGCCUUUUUGAUGGUGCGAAAACUUUGGUUUCUGCGGAUAGCUAUCGUGAUAGGAGAACAUUAAUGAGGGAGUUAGCAACCAAUGUACUUGCUGGGAAGACUGUGGAUGACGGGGAGUAUUAUGUAUCAAAGACAUGGCUCCAGCAGUGGAUAAGAAGGAAGAAUCUCGAUGCUCCAAGUGAAGCUGAUGCAGGACCAACUGUUUCAAUCAGGUGUCCUCAUGGCCACCUACUACCUGAGCAGUCUCCUGGUGCCAAACGUUUGCUGGUACCUGGGAGUUUAUGGGACUUCUUUUGUGAAGAUGCCUUGCAUGUGAAACCUGAUGAUCCCGUCGGUUGUAUUCCUUUCCUAUCCGAUUCUGAUCAAUGUCCUCAUUGUAGCAAUGAGCUUUCUGAAGUUGCAUGUCUGGAGGAUUCACUUAGAGCUGUGAAACAUAAACAGAAGCAAAAUCACGAGAAGUUGGUAACUGCAAAAAAUAUUCCCCUUUCUUUAGGCAGCAGAUAUUAUUUGGUGCCUUCUUCGUGGUUAAUGACUUGGAAAAAUUACGUAACUGCAAGUGGAAAGAGUAGUUCUUCAUCCAUGGAGCCUGAAACUCUUGAUGUUGUGAUUGACUCACUGAAGUGUGAAAAGCAUUCUCGACUUUUGGAGAGGCCUCCAGCCCUGGUAUAUAAACGUGGCGUUCUGUUUCAGAGGUGCUCAAAUACAGAUCGGUUGACAAUAAUUCCUGAGAAUGAUUGGUUCACCUUUUGUGAAGAGUGGGGGUGUGACAUGGACAAGGGCAUAUCUGCAGUAUUUGAGGGAAAUAAUUCUGCAGAAUGCAAUGUGCCUGGAAGCAGCGAUAAUAUACCGAUAACUGAUGAGCAUUUGAAUGCACAAGAUGAAGCUGAUAAUGGUACCGAGACUAAACCGCCAGUCAUCAAGACUUUUCCCGAAAUUUGCGAGGUCUGCAUAGGUGAAAAAGAAAGUUGCGAGUUGAUGAAGAAACUGAACUAUUGUGACGGGGAGAUAUAUGUGUCUCUUGUACGUGGGAAGGAAGCUCCAAAGUCAAUUCUGGAGGCAUCUGAUGGCCCUUUUGAGCCAGAUCGAAGGGCAUCAAAGCGCACUAGAAAGGGAAGCAAUGGGAACACUGUGAAUUUCAAAGUUUCUGGUACCACGUCAGUGUACCAGUUGAAAAUGAUGAUAUGGGAGUCACUUGGGGUAGUCAAGGAGAAUCAAAUUCUUCAUAAAGGCUCCAAGAUUAUCGAUCAAGAGACCGCUACUUUAGCUGACCUAAACAUAUUUCCUGGAGAUCGGCUUUGGGUGCAAGACUCGGAAAUUCACGAGCAUAGAGACAUUGCUGAUGAGCUUGUCGAUGGGAAAAUGGAAAUGGACCAUGGCGAGGGAGGUUUCCGGGGCACACUUUUGACAUCAAGUAUUCCAUCGCAAGUAGUGUAGUAGUGUGUAUGUCGAAUGAAACUUAGUCUCUGCUGCACCAACUGUUUGUGGAUAUCUAAUUUUGUACCGAACGGAGUCAGUCACCUGAAUCUUGAGUCGGGAUGUCGGAGCGGAAAGUGGGACAGUUUUUUCAGUUGGUGAAUUCUGAGGAGGCUUGCUUGGUCCUGUUACAAAAAAAUUGUAGAGUUUGCGGAAACAUCGUAGUAGUGUGUAUCGAUCUAUAUUCGCUCUUGUUUUAUUCCCCACAUUUCUGUUCUUUGGGGGGAGUCGGUUUGUGUAGCAUUUAUGUAGCUGUAGAUGGAGUUUACUAGUUCUCUGACAUGGGGAUAGUUGAAUGAAGAAAAUCAGAUGCGUGUUCCUGGAUUGUCUUCUGUUGCUAAGUUGACAGGUUACAGCAGCUGCGACGAAAUUAAGAAGACAACAAAAUGCAGCGAGAAGGGGUCGUGGCAUGGGAAGGCGAGUCGUUAGAUCCAUCUGAGCCGCGAGUUGUGGUGGUGAGCUCCGCGAAACCAGCGAUCCCAGCUCUCGCUCGUAGGGCCUGUGGUCGAUGGGAGGAGGGGGUCGGGGAUGGAUUCCACACUUGCCACAAUUCUUCACCAACCGCAGAGGCUCCGCCGACGCUUUCCAGCUGAUCCAGGGUGGAGUGGAUUUGGAGCUGAAGAGCGGAGAGGGCGGCGGCCAUCCGAUGCCUCCCAAAGUAGCCAUUGUUGUUAGCAGUAUCAGCAUCGGACCUUGGUCUUGUAACUACGGCGACCUCGGAUGCUGCUUCUGGUUGAUCGCCUUCUUCACCAGCUCUGGUUUCUUCCACCUGCAGCGCAUCGACUUCAUCGGUAAUGCUACUGCAAUCCUCCAUUUCCAUUGCCGUAGGGUAGGAUGGGUGAGUGGGUAAUCAAAUCGAUGGUGGAGAUGAAGGUCUAUGGGUGGGGAUAGUAGGCUUUAUAUACAACAAUGGCGACCUGGUUUGGCGAGACUGCCGAAAAGCAAUCAUGUGGCAGAUGGAUUCAUCGCAUAUAACAACCAGAGAAAAGAAUAGUAAAAUGACGACAGGGAAAAGAAU